GCCAAGAAGCAGCCACAUAUCAAAAAUCAUGGCGCUAUGCGUGAGGUGGCAUGUGCGAGAUGUUGUCUUACUACUUUGUUUUGUACUAGCCUGCUGUCUUCAAAUUGAAACUAAGAAGGUAAGCGGACGAGACCUCAUCGAGGACGUUGUUGACAUAAAGCAGCACAAGAAGCUUCUUCGCACAAAGAAGAAUGUUCUUAUCCUAUAUACGAAAAACGCUAAGGAAGCUACUGAGCCACUACGAAUAUGCAGCGAUGUUGCAUUGGAACUCAAAGGCCAAGCCACUUUGGCACAUGUUGACUGCUCAGGGGAGGGAAAGAAGCUUUGCAAAAAGCUUAAGGUAGCACCUGAACCGGCAGUUUUGAAACACUACAAGGAUGGCGAAUUUCACAAGGACUAUGACCGGAAGCUGACAGUCACGUCCAUGUCUAACUUCCUAAAAGACCCCACGGGCGACAUACCUUGGGAGGAGGAAGAAGACAGUGCUGAUGUCUAUCACAUUGCUACGAUUGAGGAACUGAAAAGGCUAUUCCAGAAAGAAACGUCACCUGUUCUCAUCAUGUUCUAUGCUCCUUGGUGUUCAUUCUGCAAGAGACUCAAACCAGACUAUGCAAAGGCUGCUACAGAACUCAAGGGUCACUCGGUACUGGCUGCGAUGGACUUGAACAGGCCUGAAAACACAGCUAUUCGUCGACACUACAACAUCACUGGUUUCCCAACGCUUCUGUAUUUUGUGUCUGGAACCUUAAAGCAUCGCUAUGAAGGUGAUAACAACAAGGAUGCCAUUGUUAAGUUCAUGAAAAAUCCACAGCAGCAACCCAAGAAGCAAAAAGAACAAGCUUGGUCAGAUGAGCCCAGUGAUGUUGUUCACUUGACUGAGGAGACAUUCGAGCCAACGCUGCAAAAGAAUCCUUCUGUUCUUGUCAUGUUCUAUGCACCCUGGUGUGGCCACUGCAAGAAGAUGAAACCAGAAUAUGUCUCAGCAGCAGCUACUCUUAAAAGUGAAGGGGUGGCUGGCAUCCUGGCUGCUGUUGAUGCUACCAAAGAAAGAUCACUCGGCUCCCAUUUUAACGUUAGUGGCUACCCAACUGUCAAGUACUUUGAAAACGGUGUCUUUGCCUACGAUGUUAACCUGAGGGUGGCUUCAAAGAUUGUGGAAUUCAUGAAAGAUCCCAAGGAGCCUCCGCCGCCUCCUCCCCCCGAGCAGCCGUGGAGCCAGGUGAAGAGUGAGGUCGUCCACCUCGACGAGGAAACAUUCAAGCCAUUCUUAAAGCGCAAGAAGCAUGCCCUGGUUAUGUUCUAUGCACCAUGGUGUGUUCACUGUAAGAGAGCCAAGCCUGAAUUCCAGGCAGCAGCAGAGGAGCUUAAAGAUGACCCUAAGGUGGCUCUUGCAGCAGUGGACUGCACAGAGCACAGUGGUGUCUGCAAUGCCUACGAUGUUGCUGGCUAUCCUACAUUCAAGUACUUCAGCUAUCUCAAGACAGUAUCUGAGUAUCACAAGGGAAAGACGACAGCAGAUUUUGUGAGCUUCAUUCGAGACCAGAGCGGCACAUCAGCCGCACCCACGCCUGCAGCCACAUCACCUACAACACCGAAACCAAAGCCAAAGUCUUGGUGGGAUGACUUGCCUGGAAGCAACCAUGUCCAUUUGCUAAAAUCGGGAGACUUUCAGUCGUACCUUGACAGCCAAGAAUCUGUGUUGGUGAUGUUUUACGCCCCAUGGUGCAAGUUUAGUCAAGAACUGAAGCCUACUUUUGCUGCAGCUGCUUUACGGUUGUACACCGAGCAAGUACCAGGCAAGCUAGCAGCAGUUGACGCAUCAGAAGAGAAGACCCUCGCUUCCAAGUGGAAAGUAAACAGCCUUCCCGCACUCAAGUAUUACAGGCAAGGAAAGUUUGUUGCCGACUAUGACAAAGGAAAGAACACCGUUGAGGACCUGGUUGCAUAUCUUAAGAGUCCUCCAGUUGCAGCCAAGAAAACCGAGCUAUGAGAUGACACUGCGUCAACGUCGCCUGUCAUAACUUUGGCCAGGCUGUCUAAAGCUCAGUGCUGCAGCAACAUUUCCUGUUCUCAUCCGCGCCUUGUAUCAUCCAGGAGGCCAUGUUUGUCACGUACAGAAGGUGUCUUGGAGGUUCGUACAAAAAUGCAAGUUAAUUCUGGCAGAAAUGCAGUUUUAAGCUGAAAAUAUCUGUUGAAUGCCUCUGCAUCUUGUACCCUGAGAAUACGAAACCUGUCAGAAAAUUUAGAUUUGUUACCACGCUAGUGGUUUGUCUGUUACCUCUAGGCAUUGGCUGUUUAAUACAUAAGCUAACUCGUACUCAAGUAUGUAUUGUACAUUUUGAGCAGCACUUUUGUGUGAUAGCAACAACCAUCAUCACCCUGAAAUUCGCUUAGCUGCAACUUUUUUGAGAGCUUUGCAUUGAAUGAAGUGAUUUGGAAUUUGUCACUCACGUAGCAUAGAAAAAUACAGCACAGUGGGUGUAUAACUUUCUGUAUGUGUGAAGUGCUCAUCAUUCAUUCAGGAGGCCUUUAAUGGUUGUGCACAAGUGCAACUAACUCAUGUUUGAGGCCCCUGGUUCACCUAAUUGCUUGUCAGCAGGUAUUAUUUCAGCCUAGUUUAACUGCAUAUAUGUCAUCAUUUUUACGCAAGCACGAAUUGAAUCGGUGCAAGAGAAUAACUGCAAGGGACUAGUAAAUCAAGUUGUUACAGCGUACUUAAAGCUAAAAGGAAGUGGUAGGGAUGCAGCUGAGCACGUCUUUUUGUUAAUGUCAGUCCUUAAUUCUUAUUUUACUUUAGUUCACUUGUGCCUACUACAGCAAAUAGGCUUUAUGCAUAUUUAUUGCUUGGAAAUAACUGUCCUUGCAUGAUAACUGGAAGCAUUUCCUGUGGUGUAGUAAACUUAAUAUUUUCAAUGAAGGCGCAUGCAUCUUUGCCCAGUGUCAUGGCUGUUGAUAUACAGUAUUCUCCUCCGAUCAAACUUACAGUGUAUUUGGGGCAGUGCUCGCUUACAGGAAAUGCAUUUGCAUGGGCUUGGGUAACCAAUGAUCUCUUUGUCUGUUACCUCAGCAGAACUAUACAUAACUAGGCUUAAAGCAAGCAAGCCUUUCUCUUCUGGAAAAAAAAAUAAUUGAGAAGUAUAGCAUGAACCUAGUGCUUGACAAUUGUCAGGGAACCUAUGUAGAGCUGUUUCACGAUGCAGUGCAGAUUGAAAGUCCGCACGAAGCUGGAACUGCAGACUUCUACUGAGUGGCCUGAUAAAAAAAGCUAAAUGCUGCCAAAUCGCACAUCUUUUAAGUUCCAUACUAUGCAGUCUGUCAAAUUCAAGUCAGUAUAUUUUUCCUGCAAGGAUAGCCCCAGUUUGAAGUGCCAAAUAUUGGUUAGCAGUGCCAGUACUACGUAUUAGAAGCCAGUGGCACGUAAGUUGUAUUCCUAACCCACUACAUGGAAACAGCUCCAUCACAUCAUCGCGUAUAUCUGUGAGGCAGUAGAUACGCAUACUUCUUCACAGUGACCAUCAUUGGGUGCUCUCGCCAUGGCAUAUAUCAUGGCUGCUCAUGGUUCAGUAAUGGUGCUGUAAUGCAUUGUGGUUUAAGAUUGCAUGGUGUGUCUUAGAAAUGAUUUCAUUCGUGCAUGUUCCUGUCUGCAUUUCAGCGUGCAUUCCAGUAAGCUGGUUUCUCUUGUCACUUUGUUUUUUCUGCUUCUCAUUUGGUGUUGAGCAGCUUGUUCAUGUCUUGCCACAUUUAAUUCAGUGCAGUACCAGGCACACAAUGGCACCUGUUUUCAAUUGCACAUGUCUGUAGCAAUGUUUUUGCUCUUUCGGUGCUGUAAUGUCCAAAUGCAGUUUGUUUGGAUGAUCAAAAUAUUUUAUUUUCAUAAGAUGUUCCUCUCUUCUUUUUCUGCAAUGUUUCUCCAUGUUCUCUCUUUCAUACGUUUUUCAAAGGUGUCCAUCAUCUGGCAAGACCUUUAUGCUUGCCCAAAGUUAGCUUCUCUCCUUUAGUUGGCAUCUACCAGGGGCGUAGCAGGGGGGGGGGGUCAAACCUUCCCCCUAUCGAAAUUUUUCAAUUUUGCUUGCGUGUAUAUACACGCACACAUACAAAUGCACGCACGAGCAUACAUAAAGUAUGGUUGAACCCUCCCCUAAAAAAAUUUCUGGCUACACCCCUGGCGUCUACCAUUCACAAAGAAUACACGCACACACGAGCAGCCAGACUCGUGUAUUUGUGGUUUGAGGCUUAUUUCAAUGUUUGCAGACAUAUCAAAUGAAAUCAUUGAUAAAGUUGCCCUAAUUAGAACGUGGUUUUUCUGAUUUAUAUUAAAACGUCAAAGCAGAAAUGUUUGUGUCAUUUUUAAUGCAUAUUGAAGGGCCCCUCACCCAGCCCUGUUGUAAAAUUUUGAUUACACAUUGGGACUUGCGAGGUGCUGUCUGUGUGGGUGUUGUCUCAAUAUCUUCUUAAAAUCUAUUCAUCAUUGGACUAAAAGAAAUAAACUGCGCUGUUGACCUGCCUUCAGGAGGCUAGCAUCCACGAGCACUGCACUCUCUGGACUGCCGUAGUCGAGGGAGCAUGUGAUGUUCACGUACAUGGCAAGCCCCACCGCUCUUUUUUUUUCUUCUCUUUAUGUUUUCGCUUUGCAAUGCAUGCAUUGUGGGCUCCCCCAUUGAAUGAAGAACGGAAUUCACGGGCUGCCUCCUUUGAGAAGGAUGGUGCACAACCUCUUGCUUUAAAUUUACACUGUUUUUGCAAAAUGUGAUGCAUCACAUUUUGCAGGCACAAUCGCAACCAACCCGUCAGCAUGCCACGCUUGUUUACUCGCAAUGCCCGAACCUGGUGAGGGGCCCUUUAAGACAAGAUGCCAUAACAUUGGUCACGUGGAUUCAAUUAUGUGUGCAAACUGGCGAUGUUGCUCGUGAGCCUAGACAGGGUGGCAGACUGUGUAGAAGCUUUUAGCAAUGGUUGAUGCUCCGCUAUCAACCGAUUUUGGCUGUUGCAAACAGGCCAUCAUUCAUGUUGUAGCUGAAUGUUAGCGGUUAUGAAUAUGUAGUACAUGAAGAGUUAGGUUAGAAAAUAGUUAGGCAGCCUUGUUAGUCUUCCAAAUCAGUAGUGCAGAUUUGAAUCUGCAGUUCUUUAUAAUUUUAAUAUUAAAAAAAAAAAAGAAACUUAUUCUCCUGUAAUACACAAGUAUGAUACUAAACUAUGAUACUGCUUAAAUUGAAAAAGCUGCCCAGGCAGCCUCUCCCAACGAAAGUAUAAUACUCCUUUUUUAUUUGUGUGUAAUAUCUUUGUGGAUAGUGUUUUCUGAAACUUGCUUUCUUCUUAAUGUAGUUGUAUGUGUGGUGCAACUAUUAGCCGGUGUCUUGUGCCUGUCUGUGUUUCACUUGCUGCGUUGGAAGGAGAGUGUUGUUGCUUACAAUGCUGGCUUUACGUGAAGCCUGUAUAAGUGGACAUUGUAAAUGCAAAGUAUGUCUCACAUGCAGUGUACUUGUGAUGUUAUGAAACCAGUGCCUUCUACUCAAUCAUUUCAGUAGAUGUCAGUGUAAUGCAGGUAAGCAGUGGCAAUGUGAAAGAAUUCCUAGGCAGCCCCUGGCUAUAUUUCUUGGAUGUCCUUCGUGCUUUGCUCAGCCACAAUAGUAUGAAAUGUGUGUCAAUUGCUGCGUUGUUGUGGAAACUGGCUUAUCAAGUUGUUUAGUGUGUCGACAGCUGUCUUCAAUCCCCGUGUUUUCUGCAGUCGUUGUGCAGGAGGCAACAUUGAAAAAAAAGGGGGGGGUAGCGUUAAAAAAAUGUUGCUCAUCUGCUGGUAACCAGCAUCUUCAAAGCAUUCAGGAAGUCUUUCUAGGUUUCUGACCUUGUGGUUGUACACCGUACUGUGUGAACAAAUUUGUUUGCAGUUGGUUAUCAUUGCUGUAUAAGACCUGUUUAUAUAUCACCUUAUGUUAUGGAAUCGUUUAUCAUUGGUACCCUCGUAUGUCACCACUAAACGACAUUCAUGACGUGUCCAAGAGUUUACUGCAGUGAAGCUAACUCAACGUGUUCUUAUGACUUCGGUUUUGCUAGGCAUAAAUGUUUUACUCCUUCUGCUGCUGCACAAAUUGAUGCCCCAUUUGUUAUGUGUGCUUUGUAGAAUGCUUGUUGGGUAGUUUUAUCUGCCUAAGUCUACGCUUCCGAUUUUUUAUCACUGGGUUAACUGCUGUUGUUUCAAAAUUUUUGUUUGUGAAGUUUUCAAGGAUUGUGUGAGUACAUUUUCACUAUGAAUGCAUCAAAAUGCUGUUCUUACCCUGUAUUUUGCCACUGCAGGGUUUCAAACCAUGAGGGCUUUAAUAAAGUUUACAAAUUUAUGA
Molecule: messenger RNA, 6335 nt
Organism: Rhipicephalus sanguineus (brown dog tick)
Lineage: Eukaryota; Metazoa; Arthropoda; Arachnida; Ixodida; Ixodidae
Product: protein disulfide-isomerase A5
Exons: 22
Coding region: 29-1990 (653 amino acids)
Biological process (GO): protein folding
Cellular component (GO): endoplasmic reticulum
Molecular function (GO): protein disulfide isomerase activity
Source: RefSeq, a predicted model, not a curated record